Messenger RNA from Volvox carteri f. nagariensis, 1109 nucleotides. RefSeq lists its product as uncharacterized. Bases 95 to 889 code for a protein of 264 amino acids. The record is from RefSeq and is a predicted model, not a curated record. The transcript has 6 exons. Lineage: Eukaryota; Viridiplantae; Chlorophyta; Chlorophyceae; Chlamydomonadales; Volvocaceae.
AAUAAAUUUUACAUUAUUGUAUAAGGGUUUGGGUCAACUUCGCAAGUCGCAGAGGUUUGCCUUUACCCGUCGCCCAUCACCACAGGCAUAAAGUAUGCGGAUGACAAAUCCGGCCUCUGUGCUGCGGCUGCUCGCUGCUGGGGUACUUAUAAUGACAGUGCUGGCUACCGGCGCUGCAUCAUCGAAAGCCCAUCCCGCGCCUAGCCAUUCCAAGCCAUCGCACCGGGGUCUUAUGACUACGGAUUCUAAUGCUGGCUUUGAUCUACUGGAAAUGGAGGCCGACCCUGCUGUCACUCGUCAGUUGCUUGCCGCGAAGAAGGCUCCCAAGAAGCGGUCCCCCCCCCCCAAGAAGCAGCCUCCGCCCAGUGUUACCCGCGGCCUGCUUGAGUCGAGCGAGUCGGUUAGUGGCAGCGUUUUCGAGAGCGAGGCCGAGGCCACCAUCGAACGUCAGCUACUCGCCGCGAAGAAGGCUCACAAGAAGCACUCCCCGCCCCCCAAGAAGCAGCCGCCGCCCAGUGUUACCCGCGGCCUGCUAGAGGACGACAGCGUCUUCCAGAUUGAGGCAGAGGCAAGCGUCAGGCGCCAGGCUCUUGCCGCGAAGAAGGCUCCCAAGAAGCGGUCCCCGCCCCCCAAGAAGCAGCCUCCGCCCAGUGUUACCCGCGGCCUGCUUGAGUCGAGCGAGUCGGUUAGUGACAGCGUUUUCGAUUUCGAGGUUGAGGCAGCCGCCAAACGCCAUUUACUUGCCGUCAAGCCACCCGUCGGCAAGGUGCAGCCCCCGCUGACCGGCAAGACGCACCCACCACCCGUCGGCAAGGUGCAGCCCCCGUUGACUGGCAAGACGCAUCCACCACCCGUCGGCAAGGUGCAGCCCCCGCCACUUAAGGCAUAAACUCAUGCGGCAACGGCCCUUUUGGUAAUUGAGAUGCAGCGAGCGCCUCAGCCAGGCGGUGGCGCUCCUUGAUAGCGUCCUGCUGGCUGCGGUGCAUAGGAAGCCGCCGCUUGCGGCGUAUACGUGUGCCUUUGGUGCCGCGGGAUAUCACGGUUGGGACCGAGGCAACUGGCGGAGGAUAAGGAAUGAAGCUGGGUGCAGGUGCAAGGCUGGCCUGUGC